UGCGCAUUUUACGCACUCAGCGCGCCCGAUCCUUCAUUAAACCAAAACCGAGAGGAGACUCUGGAGUUGGCGGAGUGCUUCCCCGAUGCUGUAACGACUGCGAUCCGUGGAAAAGUGUGGGAAUUAAUCCACAGAGAGGCGUAUGAAUCGAGGGUUCCUGCUAUCCGACGUUGGAUUUUGGAGCAGCUUACUGAGGGGUCUACGCCCUACCAGCUACUUUUACUGUCAUUAUUGGUAGCUGGCAUUUGGGAUUACAAUUGUCGAAGCAGCCGUUAGCAUUAGCAUUCAGUUCCUAGUUGUCCACAGCUGGCUGUCCCCACUGCCCACUGGGAGUUAUUUAUUGCCCUUAGCGUUAACGUUAGCUUGAGUUUGCCGUUAGCCUUUUACCACCUCGCCCGCUUAGCAUCAAACCAUUGGAAUUAGCGCUGAGCACACGUCUGCAGAUUAACGUCAGCUGCCAGUAUGGAGCGCAGUAGCUGGAGCGGCAGUGAGAGUGCAGGGGAGGACAUGGACAGACUGAGUGACUCAGGAGGAGAUAAGACCAUGGAUGGGGACCCUGAGGGGGUCUGGAGCCCUGACAUCGAGCAGAGCUUCCAGGAGGCCCUGGCCAUCUACCCGCCCUGUGGAAGGAGGAAGAUUAUACUGUCCGAUGAAGGAAAGAUGUACGGUCGAAAUGAGCUGAUAGCCCGAUACAUCAAGCUCCGAACAGGCAAGACGCGGACAAGGAAACAGGUAUCCAGUCACAUCCAGGUCUUAGCCAGAAGAAAAUCCAGGGAGUUUCAAUCCAAACUAAAGGACCAGAACGCCAAGGAGAAGGCUCUGCAGAGCAUCUCCUCCAUGUCCUCGGCUCAGAUCGUCUCAGCCACCGCCAUACACAGCAAGCUCCUGCCUGGAAUAGUACGAGCCAGCUUCCCCGGCAACGCACAGCUGUGGCAGGGGAUGAUUCCUGGAGGACAGUCCAGCUCCACCACAGAAGAUAUCAAGCCGUUCUCUCAGCAAGCCUACUCCGUGCAGACAGCAGGGACCACCACAAUCUCAGGCUACGAGCCUCCCACUGCAGCCCAAACACACAGAGAGCCGGCGUGGCAGGGUCGCUCCAUCGGCACCACCAAACUACGACUGGUGGAGUUCUCAUCUUUCCUGGAGACACAGAGGGACCAAGAGGCAUACAACAAGCACCUGUUUGUGCACAUCAGCCAGAGCAGCCCGAGCUACAGCGACCCCCUGCUGGAGUGCGUGGACAUCAGGCAGAUCUACGACAAGUUCCCAGAGAAGAAGGGGGGCCUCAAGGAGCUGUUCGGCAAGGGCCCGCAGAACGCUUUCUACCUGAUCAAGUUCUGGGCCGACCUGAAUCACAACAUGCAGGAUGAUCCCGCCGCCUUCUACGGCGUCACCAGCCAAUACGAGAGCUCGGAGAACAUGACCAUCACCUGCUCCACCAAGGUCUGCUCCUUCGGCAAGCAGGUGGUCGAGAAGGUGGAGACGGAGUACGCAAGGUUUGAAAACGGGCGCUUCGUCUACAGAAUCAGUCGCUCGCCCAUGUGUGAAUACAUGAUCAACUUCAUCCACAAGCUCAAGCACCUGCCUGAGAAAUACAUGAUGAACAGUGUGCUGGAGAACUUCACUAUUCUGCUGGUUGUGAGCAACAGAGACACUCAGGAGACCUUGCUGUGUAUGGCGUGUGUAUUCGAGGUGUCCAACAACGAGCAUGGAGCACAGCACCACAUCUAUCGACUCAUCAAGGAAUAACGCACACACUUCUACACACACACACACACACACACACACACACACACAUAUGGCCUUUGCUUAGUGAUUAAUGCUGACAUUGGAGGUAAAAUGUCUCGAACCUGAAUUCUACAAAAGUGUCUUUCAGCUAAGCAACUCGACAUGAAAAAAGCUGCAUUUUCACUGCUGCUCACGAAACAUCACAGCAGUAAUUGGAUCAUUUUUAAUUAACAUCAAAUAUGACAAGUAUGCUGUAAAAUCCUCCCCAGUAGGAGCAAUUCACCACGGACUGUAAUACUGACUCCAACACGAAUAUCAGAUUCUCAUUAGCUGUCAAAAGCACACUGGCAUUGCAACCAUAGAAACACAUCAGAAUCGACAUGGGUGGUUUUCCCAACAGCAGUUUUCCUGACACCGUUAUCACCAGGAGAUGUCAUGACCGGUGUUGUGCAAGUUACUGAAAAUGACUGAUUACUUACAGUUACUAGUUACUUCUCUCAAAAGUAAUUGAAUUACUUCAUCAGUUACUGCAAAUAAAAGUAUGUAAAGUAACCUUUGCGUUAUAAUAUUUUGUCAUUGUACCCUUUAUCAGUGUAAUGAUUUAUUAUAAAUUAUUAAUACUCCUGACCACCAGAGGGCAGCAAUGUAUAGCGUUUCCUCCCUUGAAGCUACAGUGGCACUGUCUUGAUUAGACUGUGGGAUUUAAAGAUCCACACAGUGCUGGAUGUACGUGUUAACAGAGCUUUGCUACAGUGGUUAAUUAGAAAUAUUACAAUCACUAAGAUGAAAGCAAGCUCACAUUGCACCACCAUUAGAUUAUAAACUGGACAGUCAGGGGAAGAGGCUGCGUUUGUCUGCUGUCCCCUGCAGUGUCCACUAUUGGCAUGUAAGACAAAGAUAAUGAGAAUGAGCCCAUUUAAAUUUCAGUAAAUGUAAUUGCAUUAUUUAGUUUGAAAAAGUAAUUAGUUUCAUGUCUAUGCCCAAAAUAGUGAAAUUACCACUGUUUUAAAAUGACUCCCACACUGGUCAUGACUCCUGCUAACUGGUUUGUCUCCCAGUAAAUUUGUAUGGAGCUGCUCCGAUGAUGGAAAUGAAAGCGGUGUUCAUGUCGUGUGCUAUUGGGAAAGUCCACCCAGGGAGAAAAACAAAAAUCUCACAAGUUUCACCCCCCUGUGACAGAAGUGUGUGUGUGUUAUCUGCCAAGAUACUGAUGGACACUGAAGGUCAGACCCUGUGUAUCACCAAUAAGCAGAGAAGGAAAUAACACUACUGCAUUAUCAUAUAGUACAAUAUAGAGGUGUUUUGUACAGAUAGCCACUGCAAAUUGUGUGAGCUGCAUUCUUGCACAAAAAAGAGGUUUGUCCCAAAGAAAAGAAAUCAAAUUUUUACCUUUUUGUAUGUUUUCUUUCAAAAAUAAUAGCUUCUAAACUUUGGGAAAUUGUUUAUUGAUAGUAGCACAUAGACUAUAUUUUAAUUCCAGGAACACUAUCUAAAAUUUAUGUAAUAAGAAAGUAUAAGUGAAAUUGAAAAAUUCAGGUACCUUUUUGUGCAACAAGUGACUCUUCAUCAAGAUUGAAUAAAUAAAUGAGUAAGCAUGUGAAAGCUAUAAUCCUUAAGAUUUUCAGUACUGGCUGAUCAGUGUCAGAGCUAACCCUCACGCUUCCUGUGAGUGUGUCACAAUAAAAGCCAUCCAGUGUUUCAUCAGUUGAAUGUUUUUAAUGUGAAGCAGGAGCAGCAGAAAAUGUUGGGUUGGCAUUAGCAGCAACUUAAUACAGCUCUGAUGCGGCUGUGGGAGAGUGAACAGUGACACUACAAACAUGUGGAUGGCAGAUUACCAUAUCGAGGUAAUCAGAGAAUUUAAAUGUAUUUAAUGGCUAUUGUUGACACAAAUGCAGACCAUAACAAGUAAAGAAAAAAAACACAGGGUUUGACUACAUGAAAAUCUUAAGGAUUAUGACUUCAAAUAUGAAAUAUAUUGUGGUGAGCCCAUUGGGAAGCACUGUGAAUCUUUAAAAACACGCCAUUCAUGGUGCACAAGGGAAAGAAGCGACUAAACAAACCUUUGAUUUUUCUGUUCAGGUUUCACUUUGCAAAUUAAAACUGUCUCAGUUCAGUGUUCUUUCACCAGCUAAUUUGAGCUUUAACAUGUCCACACUGACAUGUGUUCAAGCCUGAAAUGUUAUUACGUCCAUGUGUCAACUGAAGACUGCCCUGACCAGAAGCCUUGACAGCUGUUUUCAUUUGGAGAGCUGACCAUGUCAGGACAGCUCAGUGCUCGUUUGUAACUCUAGAGGACAUUAAUAUUCUUGAAGAUACAGUUCCCUUUGUCUGUCCAGGACUGGUUUCUUCCAAUUAAUGAUAGUAUGUCAUAAUUAAAGUCAUUUGUAGUCAAAAACCAAAAACUGCUGACGAGGUGUGCUGUAGCAGGUGAUGGGCGGUCCCUCUGUGUCAUGCUCAGCAGCAUGAAGUGCCUUUGGUUGGGAACAGCAGUGGACAUUUCUAAUCUGUUUCAUGUCAGUCCUAAUAAUUUGGUGUUGUGGGUGGUGUAUAGACAGGAAUUUUAGUGAAUUUGAGGAACGCAGUAUUUGGUAUCAUGUGCUCCGGUUUUCAGUGUCUGAGGGCUAAUCAUCCAGAUUUCAUAGUGUCCUGUUGUAAUUUCUAGACAGUCAGCACUGACCCAUCCUGAAGAAUUCAAACUGUUUUUAUAUCCUGCAGGAUGGAAAUGAGACACAUUCUUGUUGGUAUUUUAUGGUGGCAUCUACAUGUAUGUGCAUUUGUGUAUUACACGUAUGUGUGACAAAUUCAUGUUGAAACAGCUUGCACACUUGGUAUUGUCUGGUGUCUCUUUAUAAAAUGCAACUGAACUUGUUACAACUACAAAAAAAACAAAAAAAACAAUUCAAAUUCGCGUAUCUUUACAUCCCUGCUGUUAAAUAACUGAAGAUCUGGGCCAUUAUUGACCGUAGAAUUAAUCCAGUAUUAUUGAAGGCAUGUUCAUGCAGUAGGAGGAAGUCCUGAUUGGUCGAAAACGAAACGAAAGUUUCUGGAAACAGAAAACAGCUACUCUUACUCUGUCCAAAGUUAACAAAAAGUCCACCUACCAGCACCUCUCAAACUCUCUGAUUAACAUGUUGUAUGGAUUUUUUUUAAUCCACACAAAAACCAAAAUGUUAAAAUGACAAGUUGUGGUUUACCAAAAGUUAUCUGCAUUUUACUGCUCUGUAAUGUCAUUUCUACGCUUUGCUUUUGGUAUGGAUGAAACAAGUAACACGUCACUGUGUUAAGUGAGCUAUAGAGGUGCUGGUAGCUGGUCUUUCUUAGUAUUACUGCCAGUUCAAGCUAACAAGCUGCUGGCUGUAGCUCCUUCAGACUCUUGACAGGAAAGCCAAACAUUGUAUUUUCCAAAAUGUUAAACUCUUUCUUCAAAACUCACAUGAAAAUAAGGUAAAAACUACCCUACAAUGAGCAACCCGUAUGGACAAAAAUGCAUCAACAUCUGGUCUUUAUUCAACAAAUAGUAGCAAAGUUUGCCAGAUAACCUGCUUCUCAGAGAGACCCCAGACCUCCUUUUGGGGGCUGGUGGUGCUAAGAUUGUCACGUAGGCUGACCAAGACUUAAACAGACACCAAAACGACGUGCAUGUUAACGAAUGAGGCUGAGAUCUGUCACAUCUUACGUGUGAAGGAAAAGUGCUGAGACUCACAGGAUGUGUUUCCUGUGGGACCAGCUGGGGCGCUCUGUGGUGUCCAGCCUACCCAGCAACCUGCAGAAAAAACACUGCAGAUGUACUCUGCGUUCAGGGCAGCUGUUACCAUCUUACCACAACUGAAACGAGCCAUCUUCAGUCCGAAGCAGCCUGCUGUUAAAGAUUUAGUCUUAACGAGUAAUGAGAAAUGUCUGACUCAGAUCUAAAGACUCCUGUGGGUGUCUCGGGGUUACAGCCACCUGUCCAACAAAACGCAACCUUUACAACUCACCGGUGAAUCAUUCAGUCAGGAAAACCCCUUUGAAAACUCCCCUGCUUCCACUUUCCCAGAGUUUUGCCUCACUCUGCAGUAGUUUUUUUGUUUGCAGGCAAACUGCUGGACCUUCACAGCAGAGCACCAACAUGUAACAUGUACACGGUAACCUAACUCGCAGCCUCAGAGGGGCUGAUUUUGCAAUAAUGACUCUGUCUGGACACAUCUACACCCUCCUUACCAAAGACAGUCAUCAUGUGACAUGAAAUACAGAGGAAAAGGGAUUUAUUACAAGCUAGAGUAAUUUACAAGCUUCUGCCAAAAAAAAUAGUUCCAAGGAAAAGCACUAUCAGCCUGAGACAUCUGUAGCUCACGGCUACGCUGGAAAAAUAAGAACAAUGAACAGUUCUGGAAAAUAGGAUUAAAAAAAGUUCAUAUUUUUGAACCUGGUUUAGAAAAGCGUGCUUUAACAUGCUUGGCGUCUUUAAAGACAUUUUAAUUUGAUGUGAUCAAAUGCUGACACCUCUCAUGGCCUCGGCUGGCAGACCGGAGGAGCCCUGUACGAGAAAGCCUCUUAAAACGCCCUAAAUGUCAGUUAAACUUAGCGAGGGCUCGACUGCAGAGCUCUACUGUUAAACAUCCACUCACUACGAUCAGCUGGGAAAUGUGCUCACACUCACAAAGUCACACAAACAGCAGUGUAUACGCGACGCCAGCGAGUUUGUGAAUCAUCGUCGUCUGUGUUGUUAGUGUCGUCUUGUAUGUGCAAGUUGGAUAUUUAUCUUCUUUUCAGAACCACAUGUGGCACAGAAAUCCUGUCUGUAAUCAGUUCCAAAAUGGCCUUGAAUCUUCUCACUCCGGUGCACGUGCAGCACAUCUGCGUGUGCGCUGAGGGUUUUUGAUAAGGUGCUUUGUAUAAAGGUGACAAUAACGUUUAUUACAGAUGUUGUGUAUAUCUUUGAUAUUCUAAUGUUUAUCCUAUUUUGCAAAGAAGAGAGUACAUUUAGGAAAAUCCAAAAGCUAGUGAUGUUGUGUCUAUUGGUACUGCACAGGGUCUGAUCUUUGCUUUGUAACUUUUCCCCCCCCUCAUGGCUAAAAGUAUGUUAGAUAUUUUCUAGCUUUGUAGAGACUUUGUAAGCAUAUGCUAUUCAGUUUAAAUAAAUGGUC
This is a messenger RNA of Chelmon rostratus (copperband butterflyfish), 6854 nucleotides long. It is a transcript of the gene tead1a, whose product is annotated as TEA domain family member 1a. Gene Ontology annotation, molecular function: DNA-binding transcription factor activity, RNA polymerase II-specific; RNA polymerase II cis-regulatory region sequence-specific DNA binding. Lineage: Eukaryota; Metazoa; Chordata; Actinopteri; Chaetodontiformes; Chaetodontidae. The record is from RefSeq and is a predicted model, not a curated record. Gene Ontology annotation, cellular component: transcription regulator complex. The transcript is spliced from 12 exons. Gene Ontology annotation, biological process: embryonic organ development; hippo signaling; regulation of transcription by RNA polymerase II. Bases 463 to 1749 code for a protein of 428 amino acids.